This is a messenger RNA of Ceratotherium simum simum (southern white rhinoceros), 897 nucleotides long. Lineage: Eukaryota; Metazoa; Chordata; Mammalia; Perissodactyla; Rhinocerotidae. The record is from RefSeq and is a predicted model, not a curated record.
AUGUCUGGAUGGGGUGUCCCCAGGGAGCCAGAUGAGUACCUCGGGCCCGUGGUGGGGUACGGAACCCACACUCUCCGCUACGACCUCAUGGCCCUGUCCCUGGACAGGCCUGGGAAACCCCAGUUCCUGGCCCUGGGAUACUUUGAUGAUGAGCUCUUCUUGCGCUAUGAUGGCGAGAGUCAGAGGGCAAAGCCCUGGGGUCUAGGGAUCAAGAUGGACCUGGGAGCUGAGACCUGGGAGAGAGACCAAGGACCUGAAGGAGAAGGAGCGACAACUCAGACAGUUGCUGACAGAGAUCACGGGCCAGCAGGGCCAGGGCUCAGGCAGGACUUCCUCACCUUCCACUCACAGACCCUCACUUGGACGUUGGCCACGCCCUCAGCCCAGCACAUCAAGAAGCUCUGGGAGACCCAAGGCCCCAGGGCUGAUCUGGUUAAGGAUUUCCUGCGUGUGACUUGUCCUGCCCAACUCUGGAGAUACCUGGCCUCCUGGAGGGGCCUCCUGGAGAAUACAGGUCCCCCGUCAGUGACUGUGACCCGCAGUAAGGACCUCGUUGGCAAGGUCCUCCUGAGGUGCUGGGCUUUUAGCUUCUAUCCUCGGGGUACCACCCUGACCUGGCUUCAAGAUGGGGAGCCCAUGCACCAGGUCACCCUUGGGCCUGGGGUCAGCCUGCUCAGUGGGGACGGGACCUACCAGACCUGGGUGGACACUCGGAUCCUGCCAGGAGAGGAGCAGAGGUUCGUCUGCCACGUGGGACACUGCGGGCUGAACACCAUGGUCCCUGCAGUCUCUGGAACUCAAGGUCAGAGGGCUUCCUGUGCGGCUGCUCCUGCUGCGGCUCCUCUCGCUGUGUCCACUGUCCCUGCUGUGCUGUGUUUGGUGGUGGUGGAAGCCUAG